AUGCACAAUCCAUCAAAGUCGAUCUCGCCUUGUCCGAACCGUGAUCGGCAGCGCUCCCCAAUACGCCGUCAUAGCCAGCAUGCAAAUCUCUGGAUGCGCAUUGUCGCGCUUUUAGACUUUGAGGCGACGCAGCCGAUAUCCGAGGCUGAGUGGACCCGCCUUUGGCUCGCGCACGCACAGGAUCGCCCUGGUGACUGGAUCAAGGCAAGGGAAACGAUGGGUUACCGCAUCCAGUAA
Plenodomus lingam JN3 is the source of this 237-nucleotide messenger RNA. RefSeq lists its product as uncharacterized. Lineage: Eukaryota; Fungi; Ascomycota; Dothideomycetes; Pleosporales; Leptosphaeriaceae. The record is from RefSeq and is a predicted model, not a curated record.